Messenger RNA from Herpailurus yagouaroundi (jaguarundi), 3537 nucleotides. RefSeq names its product glycerophosphodiester phosphodiesterase domain containing 5 (gene GDPD5). Lineage: Eukaryota; Metazoa; Chordata; Mammalia; Carnivora; Felidae. The record is from RefSeq and is a predicted model, not a curated record. The transcript has 16 exons. Gene Ontology annotation, cellular component: plasma membrane. Gene Ontology annotation, molecular function: glycerophosphodiester phosphodiesterase activity. The coding region runs from base 1086 to 3314 and encodes 742 amino acids. Gene Ontology annotation, biological process: lipid metabolic process; positive regulation of neuron differentiation.
CAGCUCUUGUGGGGGUGGGCGGCGGGGAUGACAGCAGCGGGGGUGGCUGCGGCUGCCGCGCAGGGCUGAGCGAGCCGCGAGCGAGCCGGGGGAAGAGGAGGAAGUGGAGCCGCGGCCCCGAGCUCCGGAGUCAGCCGACGCGCGGAGGUCCGCCCCAUUUUGCAGAGCGAGCCGAGUCCGGACCUGGGAAGACUUCUCCGCCGGGCUUCGGCCGCCGCGGCUCUGCGUGUCCUCGCCUGCGCCCUGCCCCGCCUGCCCCAGCCCGGGGUUCUGUGCCGGGACGCUCCCAGCCCCGCGAUCCGGGGCGUCGCGGCUGGGACGCCCUGAGCUCCCGACCCGAUCCAGUGCCCUGGGGCGGGAAGCUCCUGGCCCACCGUACUGGUCUAUGGUUGCGGGCUUGUACCCUGCCUUUCUGUAGUGUGUGUCGGAGCCCCCGGACCCGGGUUAAGACGGGUGCCCACAGCCUCCCGACCGAGUGCAACGGAGCCCAGAAGCCCCCAGACUCUGGCUCCCGAGACCCAAACCUUCAGCUGCCUUCCGCCCGGUGCUUCGGACUUGGGACCGUGCGAACGCCCAGGAAACCCCGGCCCGGGUCCAAGCACCCCGUGAGGGGUCCCAAGCCUGCUGGGCAGUUGGACUGAGCCGGACCGAGCUGGUGCUGCGAGCCGAAGCUGUCACCUUUCUGCCGCCCCAGGCGAGGGCUCAGCGUUUGCCCCGAAGAAGGGAUCACAGGCCACCCCACCACCACCACCCCUGCCCGGCGGCCGGCGAGAGCCGAGAGCCGAGAGCUGCAGGCCAUAGGCAGUCUUGUGAUGCAGCCCCAGAUCCUACAGAUGAGGGAAUCAAGGCUCAGAGAAGUGCACUGGUGUACCUAAGGUCACACGGCAGGAAAGCCCCUGGCAGGUUUCACAGUAGAGGAUGGACGCCACGUUUGAGUUUCAGCUGUCCCAAGGAAGUGACACCACCACCUCCGUGGACAGGACAUCCUCAAGAGCCCUGCUCACAGCCGCUGCUACCUUCUCCCAGGACCGGCCAGGGGCCUCAUGGGUGCCUGAGGGCCGGGCGCCAGGGCCGCACGCAAGAGCAUGGUGAGACACCAGCCCCUGCAGUACUAUGAGCCACAGCUGUGCCUCUCCUGCCUCACGGGCAUCUACGGCUGCCGCUGGAAGCGCUACCAGAGAUCCCACGAUGACACCACACCGUGGGAACGCCUCUGGUUCCUGCUCCUCACCUUCACCUUUGGCCUCACACUCACCUGGCUCUACUUCUGGUGGGAAGUCCACAAUGACUACGAUGAAUUCAACUGGUACCUCUACAACCGCAUGGGCUACUGGAGCGACUGGUCUGUGCCCAUCCUCAUGACCACAGCUGCUGCCUUCACCUACAUCGCGGGCCUCCUGGUCCUGGCACUAUGUCACAUCGCCGUGGGGCAGCAGAUGAACCUACACUGGCUGCACAAGAUGGGGCUGGUGGUCAUCCUGGUGUCCACGGUGGUGGCCAUGUCGGCCGUGGCCCAGCUGUGGAAGGACGAGUGGGAGGUGCUGCUGAUCUCCCUGCAGGGCACAGCGCCAUUCCUGCAUGUGGGGGCCCUGGCCGCCAUCACCGCGCUCUCCUGGAUUGUGGCAGGACAGUUCGCCCGUGCAGAGCGGUCCUCCUCCCAGGUGGCCAUUCUCUGUAUCUUCUUUGCCAUGGUAUUUGCCUUCUACCUGGCCCCUCUCACCAUCUCAUCUCCCUGCAUCAUGGAGAAAAAGGACCUGGGCCCCAAGCCUGCCCUCAUUGGCCACCGUGGGGCUCCUAUGCUGGCCCCAGAGCACACAUUGAUGUCCUUCCGGAAGGCCCUGGAGCAGAAGCUGUAUGGGCUACAGGCUGAUGUCACCAUCAGCCUGGAUGGCGUGCCCUUCCUCAUGCACGACACCACCCUGCGGCGCACCACCAACGUGGAGGAGGAGUUUCCGGAGCUCGCCCGCAGGCCCGCCUCCAUGCUGAACUGGACCAUCCUGCAGAGGCUCAAUGCCGGCCAGUGGUUCCUGAAGACGGAUCCCUUCUGGACGGCCAGCUCUCUGUCACCCUCCGACCACAGGGAGGCCCAGAACCAGUCCAUCUGCAGCUUAGCAGAGCUCCUGGAGCUGGCCAAGGGCAAUGCCACGCUGCUGCUCAACCUGCGUGACCCACCACGGGAGCACCCCUACCGUGGCAGCUUCCUCAAUGUCACGCUGGAGGCCUUGCUGCGCUCUGGGUUCCCCCAGCACCAGGUCAUGUGGCUGCCUAACAGGCAGAGGCCCUUUGUGCGGAAGGUGGCUCCUGGCUUCCAGCAGACAUCAGGUUCCAAGGAGGCGGCCGCCAGCCUGCAGAGAGGCCACAUCCAGAGGCUGAACCUGCGCUACACUCAGGUGUCCCGCCAGGAGCUCAGGGACUAUGCAUCCUGGAACUUGAGUGUGAACCUCUACACGGUCAAUGCACCGUGGCUCUUCUCUUUGCUGUGGUGUGCAGGAGUCCCAUCUGUCACCUCCGACAACUCCCAUACCCUGUCCCAGGUGCCUUCCCCUCUCUGGAUCAUGAGAUCAGCGAUGGCAUGGAGGUUUCCGAUGAGCUCUCUGUAUGUUCAGACAACAGCUAUGACACGUAUGCCAACAGCGCUCCCACCCCUAAGGACAACCGAGGGAGUGGCAGCCGCACCAAGACUCUCACAGACCGGAGUGGGCGUUAGCCGAACCCUGUUUGUCCCAGCCUGUACCUGUACGUGGAGACCAGGGGACCCAAGAGAGCGGGCAGAAGCAUGUCUGGACCUGGAGUGCUCUGGGAGCUGGCUCCACGGCCUCCUCGUUGGCUCCGGCCCCCGUCAGCCAUGGCCCCCCUUGAAGGGGACUCCCCUCUCUCCUGAGGCCCAGCCAGGUCAGAACUCCAGCCUCGCAGAGGCCCCUGCUGGCCUGGGGCCCCUUCUGGGAAGUCUGGGGCCCAGGGCCUGGUCCUCCCCCAGAGGCCUUCCCUUGCAUCCUGAUCUGGAAGCUCUGAUGGCUCGCUGCUGGGCUGUGUUGCAGUUAAGGAUGUGGAUGUCCACAUGUGUCCAUCCUCCCUUCUAUGCUGAGGUAGCCGACUUCUUUGGUGUCUCCUGCCUUGAGGGCCUGGGCUGGGCCUCUGCCCCCAGCAGCUGUUCUUCACAUCAGUCUCAAAGCACAAGGAGGUUCAGCCCAAGAAGAAAGCCUGCUGUGGUGGAGACACUCCUCCCUGACCAGCCUCCUACCACCACUGGCCCUGCCUCAGGAGAGGGACUGAGCCAUGUCCCCAGGAACAGCUGGAGAUGGCCAGGAGAAUAGGCCUAAGGCUGCUUUAUCCCUCGCCCUCGUGUCCAACAGACUUCUAGGGCAGAGUGGCACAGAGGCCCAAGAGAUCUGCAGACUGAUACAACCUCAGGUUUCCACAUCAGUGGCCACAGGGCAUUGGCCACCUAGGAAGAAUGUCCUAGGCAUGGCCAAGGAGGCCUACAGCAGAGCAAGCCUGACAGCCUUGGCCAAUAUGAUUAAAGCUGCCAUCCUGACA